UUGACUGCUGGUAAAAAGAGCAAUUGACUGCUGGUAAAAAGAGCAAUUGACUGCUGGUAAAAAGAGCAAUUGACUGCUGGUAAAAAGAGCAAUUGACUGCUGGUAAAAAGUUGAAUUGAUUUCCGGUAAAAAGGUCAAUUGACUACUGGUAUAAAGAACAACUGACUGCAAGUAAAAAAGCCACCCAUUUCAAGUCAACGCAAGAAAUGGUUACGUAUUUAAGAUGGUUCAACCGUAAAUGGCCAAUUCUGAUUUCUAUCAUCCUGUUGCUGGGUGUGUAUUUGUUUCGCUAUAAGUUUGAGGGGAACCCCACACAGAAUCCUAAUGCGGAGAGAGCAUCAUUCGUUAAUCCAGUGCUCCAGCUAAUUCUCGAACAACCUGGGGAGACUGGCCUUCACCCUGGAGAGACUGGCCUUCACCCCGACGUCAGCAUCGUCCCGUCCACUCCACCAGACACAGAUUUUUCGCACGACAACUGCGUGCCUAUGCCGGAGUCACCUAGACCCGGAGUCAUAAUCUGCCCCCAUCCCCUGAGUGGGGACAUCGCCAUUUCCAAAUGGCUCCUGACGAAAGGAGAACUGUGGGAGAAAGACUUGAUACAUGCAAUGACGGAUGCUUUAAAGCGAGACCCGGACCUAAUGUUGCUCGACAUAGGCGCCAACAUCGGUGAGUACACACUGUGGGCCGCGGCCAUGGGCAGACAGGUGGUGAGCGUGGAGAUGCUGUUGGAGAACGUCCAGCGGAUCCAGAUGGCGCUGGCCCUCAGCAAGCUUGGAGGUCACGUGACCAUCGUCAACAACGCCCUCUACAGCGACCACCGCGUGCUGGAGAUCACUUUCUACAAGCAAAGGUUCGGCCUAACCAGCAUAAACGUUUCUCGAGUUUUUCGUCAGGAAUACGUCGACACCAACCAAACCAUCAGACGAGUAAAGACAAUCUGUAUCGAUGACUUAACUCCCCUGAUGCUGGGAAAACCCGUUUACAUCAAAAUGGACAUAGAGAAAUCGGAGCAGUUCGCGCUGGUGUGUGCGCACCGGUUCUUUAGAGAAGUGGACGUGCGCAUCGUUCAGAUGGAGUGGCAUAAGCGUCUUCCAGAGGAGAGUACGCCCAUUCUGGAAUUUAUGGAUCUCCAUGGUUACGCAUGUUCAUUUAACAGCACCGUGUACGUUCAUGUUGACCCGACUAAAAUUGGGAAAAACAUCGAUGUUUUUUUUAUGAAGAAAUCUUUUUUUAAAAUUACUAUAUAGGAGUAGGUUGAUAUUUUGAAGAGAUCUGUGUGUGUUUGCGUAAAGUUUAUGUUUUUUUUUAAUUACUAUAUAGGACUAAGUU
Messenger RNA from Physella acuta, 1329 nucleotides. RefSeq lists its product as uncharacterized. The record is from RefSeq and is a predicted model, not a curated record. NCBI's taxonomy places the organism in Eukaryota, Metazoa, Mollusca, Gastropoda, Physidae.